UUGUUCACGCUGACCUGGAUCGCCCGCCUCACCCACCCGCUGUUCACUGUGCUUGGCGAGGACAUCUCGGGUCGGGAUAUCAUCAUGCUGGUCGGCGGUCUGUUCCUGCUCGUCAAAGCCGUGCACGAAAUCCGCCACAUGUUCCAUGAACACACGCAACCGGAGCACACCUUUCGCGCGAGUUCCUAUGCCGGCAUCCUGACACAGAUCGCCCUGAUGGACAUCAUUUUCUCGCUGGAUUCCGUCAUUGUCGCGGUCGGUAUGGCCGCGGACUACCUGCCCGUGAUGGUUCUGGCGAUCAUUAUCGCCAUCCUGGUCAUGAUGCUGGCCGCCCGGACGAUAGGGGAAUUCGUCGACGCCCAUCCCAGCGUCAAGAUGCUCGCCCUGAGUUUCCUGGUGUUGAUUGGAAUCGCGCUCAUGUUGGAAGGCAUCGAUAUACAUGUGGAGAAGGCGUUUCUGUAUACCGCAAUCGCCUUUACCGUGAUCGUGGAGUUCCUGAACCUGCGUCGCCGCAGCCACCGAAUUAAGACGCUGGCAAUCGGUGUCCUCGCGCUGAUUGCCCUGAAGUUCGCACUGGAUCUGUUCGGUGUUCAUUUUCGCAAACGAAUUCCUUUAUAUCGCCAUAGCCUUUUCGGUGGGCGUAGAGGUCCUCAAUGCGCGCCUGCGCAGGUACAUGAACGCAGCAUGAACGCAUCACUGACCUGA
Molecule: messenger RNA, 705 nt
Organism: Geodia barretti
Lineage: Eukaryota; Metazoa; Porifera; Demospongiae; Tetractinellida; Geodiidae
Source: the annotation of a GenBank genome assembly